Molecule: messenger RNA, 4747 nt
Organism: Fundulus heteroclitus (mummichog)
Lineage: Eukaryota; Metazoa; Chordata; Actinopteri; Cyprinodontiformes; Fundulidae
Exons: 2
Coding region: 134-3472 (1112 amino acids)
Biological process (GO): DNA integration
Molecular function (GO): nucleic acid binding; RNA-DNA hybrid ribonuclease activity
Source: RefSeq, a predicted model, not a curated record
GAACCUGCUGAAGCUGGUGUUCUCUCGGUGUUCCAGCUAUGGAAGCCUUGGAUUCAAAGCCUAAGUUCCUACCUGACUCCACCUGAUCCUCCACACGUCACUCUGUUCUACGACAGAAAUCACGCAGAUUGGUAUGAGGAAUCAUUUGCUGCAGAACUUGAAGGCCAGUGAAUUAGGAGGGAUGGUUAAGCGUUCCCUCCAGACUACUGAUUGGGCACCGACCAGCGUCCCAGGUUUGCUGUUUUCAAAUUCCACUAACACAUAUCAGAUUGUUUGUGAUGUCUCUGACAAAGUUCUUUUGAAACAUGAGCUUUUGACUCGACACCAUGGCAGGGAACGUACCGACCAUCAUAAAGCAGCAGAGAUGUUGGAUGCUCUCCCAUCACAACUCUGGGCAACCAGUCCCACGGAUGUGGGAUUAGUUUCAUGUGCUCCAGUUUCAUUUCAGGUUGCAACUGACUCUCCUAUUUGGGUGAAUCAGUAUCCACAUAAACCUCAAGCGGAGGAAGGCAUUGCUGAUACCAUCGCGGGCCUUUUGACAGCUGGAGUUUUAGAACCCUCUGUAUCAGCCUGGAACACACCCAUUUUGCCGGUGGAAAAGAAACAAACUGGUAAAUAUCGCAUGGCACAUGAUCUUAGAGCUGUAAAUUCUGUUUUGAAGACACCUACAAUCCCUGUACCUAACCCAUAUGUGGCCAUUUCCAGUUUGGAGCCCUCUCAGCAGUGGUACACAUGUAUCGACUUGGCGAACGCAUUUUUCUGUCUUCCUUUGGCUGAAGAAUGCAGAGACGUUUUUUCAUUCACUUAUAAAGGUCGCCAGCUGCGUUACACCAGACUGCCACAGGGAUUUGCCCUAUCACCAGGUAUUUUUAAUCAGGUUUUGAAAGAUGUUUUGCAGACAUGUCCUCUGCCAAGAAACACCACCCUUAUUCAGUACGUGGACGAUCUGCUGUUGGCUUCACCAACUGCUGAGAUCUGUCUUCAGGCUACAGAACUGGUUCUGAGACACCUCCAUGAACAUGGGUUUAAGGUCAGUAAGGAUAAACUGCAAAUUGCCAGAAAACAGGUUUCUUUCCUGGGCCGUGUCAUCUCCGCAGGAACAACCAGCAUGUCCUCCAGUCAUAAACAGAGCAUUUUGUCACAUCCUAAACCGCUGCGCGUGAAAGACAUGCUGUCUUUUCUGGGAUUAACUGGUUACAGCCGUAACUAUAUUCCCGGCUAUGCAGACCUGACGCAGCCUUUGAGGGACCUCGUGAAGGCGCAAGGUAUGAGAAAACUAAAUAAUGUUUUGAUUUGGACUCAGGAAGCGGAAGAAGCAUUUGUUCUGCUUAAACAACGACUUGCAUCUGCUGCUGAAUUGACUCUUCCAGACUACUCUAUCCCAUUUUUUCUUGAUGUUUCUGCAACCAGAUUUGCUUUAAAUGGCAUCUUGUUUCAGAGAAGAACAGGUGAGAGAAAAAUUUUGAUGUAUAUAUCGGUCAUGUUGGAUAACGUGGAAAAACGUCACCCCCAAUGUACACAAUAUGCAGCAGCAAUAGCCAGAAUGAUUCAAAAGACUGCACAUUUAGUCAUGGGACACAGUCUAACCAUUUUGACAACUCACAGUGUUGUGGCUUAUGUGAAUUCACAAAGCUUCACUAUGACUGCACUCAGACAACACAGGCUGUCCAAAAUUUUGGAAGCACCCAACAUCACAUUUACACAUGAAGGUGUGAACAUGGCAGAUGGCAUGACGGAUGGCGAACCUCAUCAAUGUGAAGAAUUGGUUUCCAGGAUGGAGAAGGUGAGACCAGAUCUAGAGGCUAGUCCUAUUGAAGGCCCACAGGUGAGACAGUUGUUCACAGAUGGCUGUUGUUUCAGACAUGAAGGUGAAGGACUCAGGGCAGCCUAUUCUGUUGUUGAACGAAUAGGCUCAGGAUUUGUAACAAGGAAGGCAGAAAGGUUACAAGGACCUCAGUCAGCGCAGAGAGCAGAGCUAGUAGCAGUGAUUGAGGCAUUAAAGUUGUCAGAACAACAGGAGGUAAAUGUAUAUUCAGAUUCAGCAUAUGCCACAGGUGCAGUUCAUGUGGAGUUAUGUCAGUGGUUGAGAGCAGGAUUUUUGACAGCGGGGGGUAAACCUAUAAAACACGAGAUGGAAAUGAGAGAGCUGGCCGAUGCUUUGUUAUUACCGGCCAGAAUUGCCGUGAUAAAGUGCAAAGGACAUGAUAACAGUAAUUCAGCCAUUGCAUUAGGGAAUCAGGCUGCAGACCAGGCUGCCAAAGCAGCCGCUGGAUAUGCGCCUCAGAUGAUGAUGGUGACGGUGGAAGAUGAGCUGAGAGAAGAGUUGAGCAUGAGUAACAUUAAACUGUUGCAGAGCAGAGCAGCUCCGGAGGAGAAGAAUAUGUGGAGGCUCAGAGGAGCCUCAGAGCAGGAAGGUUGCUGGAGAGGGCCAGAUGGCAGACUGGUUUUUCCUCCAGGUUUGAAACAGAAGCUUUUUUCUGAGGCACAUGGUGUUGGACAUGUGGGUGUCAGACAGAUGAUGGACAACCUGAACCAUUGGUGGCAUCCAUUUAUGUCAGAUAUGGUCAAACAUUUUGUAAAAAGUUGUUCACUGUGUGGGCAAUUUAACUCAAAGAAGACUUUGAAACCUUUGCAGGGCAGAUUUCCUUUGAUCACAGUUCCUGGGAAGGAAGUGAUUCUUGAUUAUACGGACAUGGUGACCCCUGCUGGUGGUUUUAAGUAUUUGUUGGUGUGUGUGGACGCUUUUACAGGAUGGCCAGAGGCCUGGCCUGCUAGAAGAGAGGACAGCAAAACUGUGAUAAAAUGCCUCAUUAACCAUUACAUUCCCAGGCACGGGUUCCCUGAAAAGAUCAGGACUGACAAUGGAACCCACUUCAAGAACCAGGACCUGCAACGAGUGGAGUCCAGUUUAGGGCUCACACACAGGUUUGGCACUGUGUAUCGCCCCCAGUCGCAGGGCAAAGUGGAGAGAAUGAACCUGAACUUGAAGAAUAAGUUGGCUAAAAUCUGUGCGCAAACGAAACUAUCAUGGGUUGAUGCCUUGCCUCUCGCUCUGAUGUCAAUCAGGUCUUCGGUUAAUUCAACCACAGGAUUUACUCCUUACGAGCUGGAGACGGGAAGAAGCUUUCCUGGGCCCCAACGUCGACCACCGGGAACUGCAGACGACCUGCAGAGUCUGACAAGUAAGGAGUACUUCUCACAGUUGCAGGCUGUGCUGGAGGCGUACACCAAGAUCCGUGGACAUCCCAAGGAAGGAGAAAGAGGAACGCCACCUCCGGACGUCGACUGGGUUUGGCUCAAGGUCAUCAAAAGAAAGUGGUCAGAGCCGAGGUUUACGGGACCCUUCAAGGUGAUCGAGAGAACCUCACAUGCGGUGAGGUUGGGAGGAAAAGGUAAUACGUGGUUUCAUUGGAGCCAGUGUGCACCAGCAGCAGAACCUCAGAGGUCGUUGACGGAGGUUCAGGAGGUUUAAAGGAGCGGAUCAGCUGAUUGGGCUCAGUCAGCUGUGCAUAGAACCAGACUCAGGGUCAGAAUAAAGCCCUCUGGUUCUUGACACCACAGGCAGUCUACCUGUGUGUUGAAGUUCCUGCCUGCAGAUUCAUCACGUUGUAUUGAGUGGCUGUGGGACGCCACCCUUCUUCUACGAACGUCUGAAAGAAAGAAGUUGAUGUCAUUGUAAAAAAAAAAAAAAAACGAAAACCUUGUAAUCAUUUGUGGUUUUAUAUGCUUUUUAUCUUUCUAGCUUUAAAUAUAACAGAUGUUUUGAUCUACUUUUUACAAUAUUUUUUGAUUUUAUAUUUCUAUAAUAUUUGACUUGUUUGGACUGGUACACAGUCAUUAGGUUACAUUUGCCGGUGAAGGACCUUUGUGGUAAGCUGGUAAUAGUUUUAGGAUUUGUUUGAUCUUACAAGGGGGUUGUUUUUGUUUCAUUUUUUGUCAUAACCUUCUUUUUCAGGUGUGGGGGCCAGUGUACCCUUGGUCUAUAGAUUCUCCUUUUUAAAAUAUAUUUUUUAGGAUAUUCCGGUUUUUGUAUGAAGUUAAACAUGGGGCAGAAAUUGGGUACUGGAUUGGUUCAGCGGCAGCUGACGUUGGGUUUAUGGGUUUUACUUCUUAUGUUGUGCAUGCUUGUUUUCAGCAUUGUUAUUCGAGGAGCAGGUGCUGCUGAUCCUAUCAGGCGUCAGGAGCGGGCCAUUCAGGAUACAGAUGAUUGUCUGACUCAACAUCGUGGUAUUGAACUGCAUUACACUUUGGGUACAAGGGUUGUAUUUGAAUUCGAUUUAUGCUCAGUGGUAGAUUGUGGUAGUGACCCAUCAGUCUGGCAGGACUCUGAUGUUUAUGCUUGUGUGUCUCCGAAGGGUAUUCCAGAACCUCCUUCUCGUUGGUGUUACUACUGGGUUUAUAUGAGAUGGCAUACCGGAAAUAAGGCUGUUCCGGUUCGCCAUGGUGGGUUUGAUAAAUUAUUACAAGAGGCAUUAACCAUUACUAGAGGUUCUCAUCGGGUGGAACCAGGUGUUAAUCCUAUUAUCCUGACCAUUUCUGGGUUGAACAUUAAUCCUUAUUUUGGGGCAUACACUGGGGUUUAUUCUGCAUUUAAUAGUGGAGUUAGUAAGCCCAAACCUUGUAGUAUUAGUCCGUCAGGCUUUUAUCUUGUUCUUGGAGCAGGUUCACCGAAUGACGGUCCUGUUGGUUUGCUUAAACUUUCUCUACAUCAUGCGACUACUUCUGGUGAACUGAUUAGUUCACCAGA